Messenger RNA from Sceloporus undulatus (fence lizard), 2102 nucleotides. RefSeq names its product synaptogyrin 1 (gene SYNGR1). Bases 142 to 726 code for a protein of 194 amino acids. Gene Ontology annotation, cellular component: synaptic vesicle membrane; neuromuscular junction. The transcript has 4 exons. The record is from RefSeq and is a predicted model, not a curated record. Lineage: Eukaryota; Metazoa; Chordata; Lepidosauria; Squamata; Phrynosomatidae.
CUGGGUUUUCCUCUCCUCCUCCGCCAUCGAGGCCGGGCGCUAUGCUGAGGUAGCUCCCAUCUUCCAGUUGACAGCGCCGCCGGUUUCCCUCAGCCUCCCUCUGGUUCUGCUGCAGCUGCUGCUUCCGAGGGGAGAAGGAGGAUGGAAGCUGUAGGCGCCUAUGGCGCUGGCAAAGCCGGGGGCGCCUUCGACCCCCAGACCUUCCUCCGGCAGCCCCACACGAUCCUCAGGAUGGUCUCCUGGCUUUUCUCCAUUGUUGUAUUUGGCUCCAUUGUGAAUGAAGGCUACGUCAACAAGCCAAAUGAAAUGGAAGAAUACUGUAUCUACAACCGCAACCAGAAUGCCUGCAACUAUGGCAUCACCGUGGGAGUCCUUGCCUUCCUCAGCUGCCUUCUUUAUCUGGCAUUAGAUGUCUACUUUCCACAGAUCAGCAGUGUCAAGGACCGCAAGAAAGCUGUGCUCUCUGAUAUUGGUGUAUCUGGUUUCUGGGCAUUUCUCUGGUUUGUUAGUUUUUGUUUCCUGGCUGAUCAGUGGCGUGUUUCCAAGAAAGAAGACAACCCAUUGAAUGAAGGAGCAGAUGCAGCCCGAGCAGCCAUUGCAUUCUCCUUUUUCUCUAUUUUUACCUGGGGCUUCCUGACAUUUCUGGGCUUUCGGAGACUUGGAGAAAUUACUUUUCAGGAAGAAUACAACACACUGUUUCCUAGUUCUCCACCAGUGCUCCCCUAACCCCAUUUCCAUAAAAAUUUUGAAUAUAAGGAUGGAAAUAUUCAGGGUGAAAAUACUUCCAAUUCCCAUUCUCAGGGACAGAAAGAAAGAUAAGAGAGAAAGAAGAAUAAAACAUAAGAUAUUUGUGCAGCCGAUGUGGUGAGGAGAAAGAAACCACCAGCAUUCCUCAGAAUUUGGAAAGUUGCCCCCAUCCUUUAGCUCUAAGUAGCUGAAAUCAGAAUGGGUACUACUCACAUCUUCCAGGUUUUUUUAUUCCCUCUGUGUCCUCUUCCCAAGCUAAUUGCAGAUAACACUGAUGUGCCUUUCUCUCAAUCUUUAUACAGUCUUAAUAUGUUUAACCACAAGAGGUCAUUGUCAAAAAGCAUUUUAUACUUCUGCUUACUAUUGUCUCUUCUUGGCUUACUUUUCCCUGGCACAAUCCAUAAUACUGGAAGACAACAAGAACUGAGCUGAUUCUUCGGUGCUUGUUUCACCAAAGAGCAUUGUGCAAAUAACAGCCUCUCUUUACCAUUGCCUUGAUCAGUUUUGUGUGUGGAAAGGGCCAAUCUACUCUGUCUCCCUAUUUACCAGCCUCUGUAGCCACCUAGUACUGGUAAAAGCAUGCCUGAAUAUUCCUAGUAAAAGCAUGUUUAUUUUGCUCUCGGGAACUUCGCAACUCAGCCCAGUACACUGCUAUUGCUGGCUACACAGAGUGGUGCAUCUGGCAUUAAUCCUUCAGUCAUUCCUGCGGGCCAGGCAUAUGAAUGGGAAGAAGACUGAUGCAGGCUGAAGCCCUUGGUAUGUGUGGGCUGUGCAAUUUGGGGAUGCUCUUCCAGAAAUAGGUGCCAUGUUUCAUUUGGUGAAUUGGAACACACACACAGAGCCACUUUCUCACUUCUGCCACCCUUUUCUCAAAUUGAUGAAAUAGUAGAGGCUGUAGACCAAGCCCCCCACAAAAAGAUGUAUCCUUAGAGCAAAUUAUUCUUUCCAGUUCUCUUUGUCACUCUGUUGCAUCUUUCCUGAACUUGCGUUCUCUGUGGGCUGUGCCAAACCUUCCUGCUUUUCAAAAUGCAUUUGCGUUCAACUUGUUUAAUUCCAGGUAUUUCUCACGCACUAAUUUAUGUCUUGUGCACUAACCGCUACUAACCCACCUUCUGUUUGUUUCUCCUUGGUUAUGUUUCCCUUUAUUUUCCCCAUGUCUUUCUCCUUCCCAUUUUCCCACCAUCUCUCCCAUACUGCUGCAUCCUCCCUUAAAGGUGGGCCAGUCAUUUCUGGCAUUCCAGCGAUACCAACUUGGAGCCGAUUCAGCCCUCUUCUCCCAGGACUACAUGGACCCGAGCCAGGAGGCUGGCAUGCCUUAUGCACCCUACACAAAUGAGGCUGACACUACAGAUAGC